AUGGACAGUUUCGGUAUCGGAGCUAACGACGUCAGUAACUCGUUCGGUGCCGCUGUCGGCUCUGGCGCCCUGAACCUCAAGCAAGCCGUCUUCAUUGCCUCGAUCUGCGAGUUCCUGGGUGCCUUUCUCAUGGGUUCCUCUACCGCCGACACCAUCAAGGGCGGUCUGAUCGACGUCGCUCUCUUCAAGGAUCAGCCCGAGUUGCUCAUGCUCGCCAUGGUCUGCUCCCUCGUCGGUUCCUCCACCUGGGUCCUCUUUGCCUCCUCCCGCGGUCUUCCUGUCUCCACCACCCACGCCAUCGUCGGUGCCAUCACUGGUGCCGGUAUUGCUGGCUUUGGUCUCGGCGCUGUCAAGUGGGGUGGUGUUGGAACCAUUGUCAUCUCCUGGUUGAUCUCCCCCCUCAUUGCCGGUGCCGUCACUGCCAUCAUCUUCCUCUUCACCCGGUUCAUUAUCCUCAAGCACAAGAACUCUCUCGACCGUGGUCUGACCGCUCUCCCCUACUACUUUGCCGUCACUAUCGCCAUCAACGUUUUCUACAUCAUCUUUAAGGGCUCCCCCGGUCUCAGCAUCUCCAAGUUGCCCAUCGGAGGCAUCAUCGGGAUCUCCUUUGGUAUCGCUCUCCUCGUCUUCCUCUGGUGCAACUUCUUCCUCAAGGUCUACCUCCGCCGGAAGCUUGAGGAUGAGGAGCCUCUCAAGUGGUACCACGCCUUCUACGUCCGCUUCGUCUCCACCCGCACCCACCCCACCGACCUCGAGGACGUCUCUGCCACCGACAAGGACGGCAAGCUCGUCACCGAAACCGGCAUCGAGUCUGAUGGCUCUGUCAAUAGCGGUCUUGCUGCCCUCGAGGACAAGCCCCUCACAUUCCUCCAGAAGCUCAAGAAGAAGGCCUUCCAUGGUCUGAACCAGGACAUCACCACCACCACCGAGGAGGUCGACAACCUCCACGACAAGGCCACUCGCUACGAGCCCAAGACCGAGCAGCUCUUCUGCACCCUCCAGGUCCUCACUGCCUGUUUCGCGUCGUUUGCCCACGGUUCCAAUGAUGUCGCCAACGCCAUCGGUCCUCUGACCACCAUCUACUACGUCUGGAAGCACGGCAUGGUUGACAUCUCCGGCUCUGCCCCCAUCCCCGCUUGGAUCCUCGCCUACGGUGGUAUCGCUAUUGAUAUUGGUCUCCUUACCUUCGGUUACAGAGUUAUGGCCACCUUGGGUAACAACAUCUGCUUCGUCUCGCCUUCUCGCGGAUUCUCACUCUCCCUUGGUACCUCCCUCACCGUCUUGACAUGCUCCAAGCUCGGUCUUCCUGUCUCGACCACUCACUGUAUCACUGGUGCCACCACCUCCGUCGGUCUCGUCUCUGGAGGUGGUAUCAAGUCCGUCAACUGGAAGGUUCUCGGUCUCAUUGCCUCAUCCUGGAUCUUCACUCUCCCCGCUUCAGGAGCUGUCUCAGGUCUCCUCUUUGCCUUGAUCAUCAACUCCCCUCAUAAGGCCUAA
Molecule: messenger RNA, 1497 nt
Organism: Linnemannia hyalina
Lineage: Eukaryota; Fungi; Mortierellomycota; Mortierellomycetes; Mortierellales; Mortierellaceae
Source: the annotation of a GenBank genome assembly